GAGCAACACUUCGAUAGAGCAGAGGGAGAAGAGGCUGAAGGAGCGUUGCACUUUCUUCUUCACACAAUCUCUUCGGAUGACCCAAGACGCAAGCAGUGUCCCUCUUCCCGAGCCAGCAACAAAGAAGCUUCGCACCAACUCUCCUCCUCCGUCCACAGCACCAGCAAGCAUGGCCGACUCCACCACCGCCUCCUCUUCCACCCCCGUCUACUCUCCGACUGCCUUCCUCGUACAAUGCGAUCCGGAGCACCCCAACGCUAAGCUACCAACCCGUGGCUCUGCUCUUGCAGCGGGAUACGACCUCUAUGCCAGUGAGACUGUUACCCUGCCCAAGGAAGGGGGCAGGAAAGUCGUCCAGACGGGGAUCAGGAUGAAACUGCCCGAGGGGUGCUAUGGUAGGGUGGCACCUAGGAGUGGACUUGCUGUCAAGCACGGCAUCGAUGUUGGAGCUGGUGUGAUUGACGCCGAUUACAGAGGUUUGCUGGGCAUCUUGCUCUUCAAUUUUGGACAGGAGGACUUUACUAUCAACACUGGAGACCGUAUUGCUCAGCUGGUCAUCGAGCGUAUUCACACGCCAGAGGUGACGGCCGUUGACUCACUCGAUGUCACUGUCCGCGGAGAGGGCGGCUUCGGCAGCAGUGGUGGCUUCGGUCCCAAGGCAUAGUGGUCGAUUGGCCAGUAUGCUCUUUUCAACAUCAUUGCUAUCAUCAUCAUCGCCGUCUCGCAUCUGUGAUUGCUCGAGAGCUUCGACUCGUA
Messenger RNA from Jaminaea rosea, 756 nucleotides. Its product is annotated as dUTP diphosphatase. Gene Ontology annotation, molecular function: dUTP diphosphatase activity; magnesium ion binding. NCBI's taxonomy places the organism in Eukaryota, Fungi, Basidiomycota, Exobasidiomycetes, Microstromatales. The coding region runs from base 170 to 664 and encodes 164 amino acids. The transcript is spliced from 4 exons. Gene Ontology annotation, biological process: dUMP biosynthetic process; dUTP catabolic process. The record is from RefSeq and is a predicted model, not a curated record.